UGGUCCUUGCCAACUGAGCUACCCCACUUGGGGUUUGUAUAUCUGGAACCUGAUAUGCACUAAAAUGAGCAAUGCUUCUUGUUAUGGUCAUUGUUAGUGCUUUUGUUCUUCUAGUUAAUUAAGCCUUUACGUUGGUUUUACUUUUGAUGUAUUGAAACAUUUCUUAAGUUCCUAAUGGCUCUAUUUGUUUAUUUUAGUAACUGUUUGUGAGGCUAUAUGCCUGUGUCAGCGUUUUUUAUGCAGUAGGCUAUUUAGUGGAGCCUGCCUACAUUCAGCAGGAAUAAAAAGGGAAAAGUGUGCAUUAAAAAAUAAAAAUAAAAAACAGACCUGACCAUGUAGAUGGUCUUGGUGGAAAUUACCUCCAGUUGCUAUUGACAAAAUGUCAAAUUUGGGUCUGAUCAUUUGGUUGAGUUGGCCAAAGGAUUCACACUGGUCAAGUCAAUAUGGCAUUGAAUUUUCUCAAAGUCCUUAAAGCCUGAUGAUGUUGCAGACUUAUGAUGAGGAUUUGUUCUUUAACAGGAGGCAUGGCCCUAAAAUAGUGGAACAUGAUUGCUUAGUGAACAACCGACCACAAAUAAUUGGAUUGAGGAUUGGAUGAUGAGACAAUGAUUGUCGGCUUGAUGCGGCCUUGGAUUCUGCUUGUUAGUAUUGGAAUAUAUGUGGCUCUUGGUGUAGGAAAAUUGCUUGCAGUAGAGGCCAUCUAAAGAAGGAUGAACUUGACGCUGCCCUGAAAAUGAGUGGGAGGUCUUCACCUGAUAAAAAAAUUGUAGAUGAUCCAGACUCUUUGGAUAAGCCUUCAAAUAAUUUGGAUCAGGUCUGCUCAUCUAGGCAUUUUCGUGGAAAAGAAGAAAUGGAGCUAUCCUUACAGAAGUAUGAGAAAGAUUUGAUGGAAGUCCGUCUAGAAAGGAAUAAUGCAGUGCAAGAGUUGACCAGACUCAAGCUGCACUUGUUAGAAAAGGAAGUUGAAGAGUUAGAGAAAAUGGAUGAGGAUAGUAGAAUCAUUGAAGAGCUUCAAGCAAAUUCCGAAUAUCAAAGAGCUCAAAUAUCGCAUUUCGGGAACACUUUGAAGCAGGCAAUAGCAAGUCAGGAGGAGGUUAAGAAAACACACAAUAAUGAGCUGCAAAAGGCGAAGGAAACAAUAAGUGACCUGAAACAAAAACUUGCAAGCUGUAUGAGCACAGUAGAUGCCAAAAAUUCUGAACUUUUAAAUCUUCAGACAGCUCUUGGCCAGUACCAUGCUGAAAGUGAGGCUAAGGAACACCUAGAAAGAUAUUUGGCCCUAGCAAGAGAAGAAUCUUCCAAACUCUCUGAAUCGUUGAAGGAUGCAAAUCAACAUGUGGAGGUAUCAAGGCAGGAAAAAGAAGAAAUUCUGGGUAAGCUUUCACAAGCAGAAAGGAUGAUAUCUGAAGGAAAGCACAGAGUACAGAAGGCUGAGGAAGACAAUACAAAAUUACGCCGUGCUCUUGAACAGAGCAUGUCCAGGCUUAACAGGAUGUCGAUGGAUUCAAAUUACUUUGUUGACAGGAGGAUUGUGAUCAAAUUACUGGUGGCCUAUUUUCAGGGAAACCACAGUAAAGAGGUUCUUGAUGUCAUGGUAAGAAUGUUGGAAGUCUCUGAGGAAGACAAGCGGAAAAUAGGUGUUGCUCGGCAUGGUGCAGGUAAAGGUGUUGUUCAAGGAGUCUUGGGUUUACCUGGGCGUCUAGUUGGUGGCAUCUUUGGAGGACGCUCACCUGAAUUACAUAAUCAUGUACCAUCUGAAAACCAGUCCUUUGCAGAUAUGUGGGUUGACUUUCUUCUCAAAGAAACUGAAGAGAGAGAAAGAAGGGAAGCUGUGGAAGCCACAGGGGUAUCCAAGGAUAAUCCACAGGGAAGAAGUACAAGCAGCAAUGGGCCAACUGGCUCAGUGCCUAAUUAUAGAACAAGCACAUCUAGUACUGCUUCUGGUUUCUCUUGAGGUCAUCCAUAUCAAGCCCAGGACCCAACCCCUAGCACAGAGUUCUCAACAGUUCCUCUUACUAGAUACUGGCACAGUGCCUGGUUUCAUUACCUCUCAAAAAAGUUUCACAAAUUUUAAGGGUUCUUCCAAGAUACUGAAUGAUGUUGAAGGUUUGUAAUCAACUCUUAAGGUACAGAUUCUUUUUGGUUGUAUUCUGUAGUUUUUCUUCAAUCGAUUCUUUAUUCCAUUUGUUCAAAUCCUGAGGUUGUUCAGCAUCACUGUAUAGACACAUUCUCUAAAUGAAUGCAAUACUGAUUACUGACUA
This is a messenger RNA of Macadamia integrifolia, 2261 nucleotides long. RefSeq names its product golgin candidate 3-like. Gene Ontology annotation, molecular function: small GTPase binding. Gene Ontology annotation, biological process: endoplasmic reticulum to Golgi vesicle-mediated transport; Golgi organization. Gene Ontology annotation, cellular component: Golgi apparatus. Lineage: Eukaryota; Viridiplantae; Streptophyta; Magnoliopsida; Proteales; Proteaceae. The record is from RefSeq and is a predicted model, not a curated record. The transcript has 9 exons. Bases 734 to 1954 code for a protein of 406 amino acids.